Molecule: messenger RNA, 336 nt
Organism: Trichomonas vaginalis G3
Lineage: Eukaryota; Parabasalia; Trichomonadida; Trichomonadidae
Exons: 1
Coding region: 1-336 (111 amino acids)
Source: RefSeq, a predicted model, not a curated record
AUGUCUCACGUCCCACCAACCGAGUCCAUUCCCAAACCAGAGGAACCUAAAGAACCAGCCCCUGCACCUCAGUUCCAGCAAGUCCCUCCACCAAAUUACUACCAAUUUCCACCUCAAGGUUACUACCCACUACAAGGCUUCCCGAACUACCCUCCUCCUCAGCCUAUGCCUGACUUCCCCAACCCUUGGAUGUUCCAGCAAGCUCCACCCCAGCAAUUCCAAUCUCAAUCCAAAUCGAAGAGAGACCAAGAGUUCGAAGAAGGUCUGAACCGCUUACGCAAAGAUUAUGCUACUGCCCCUAUUGAGAGAAAGUUGUUCCCGGACCAAAAAAUAUAA